AAGUUGGUAUUGAUUUUCUUAGUGAUUAGUACAGUUUUGAAAUUGAUUACGAAAUGUGAUAAAUAUUGCAAAAUACAGAAAUCAUGCAAAAAUCAUUUUUAUUAAAUUUAAGUAAAAACCAAAUUAAAUUCUCAAGAUAUAAAUCGAAUCUCGAAGCAUUGAAAGAGCGUAUUAGAAACGGUCCAGCCUUACAAGAAUUCAUUCAAACAGAACCAGUUUCACAAGACUGGUCGCAAUAUGAAGGCAAAUUAAAACGAGGAAAAGGAGAAGAUGAAAGAUUGAGGUUACCACCUUGGUUGAAAAGAACGAUCCCGACCGGGAAGAAUUUUAGUAGAAUCAAGGAACAAUUGAGAGAUUUAAACUUACAUACUGUAUGCGAAGAAGCGAGAUGUCCUAAUAUAGGUGAAUGUUGGGGAGGCGGCGAACACGGUACAGCUACAGCUACUAUAAUGUUACUCGGUGAUACUUGUACGAGAGGCUGUAGGUUUUGUUCUGUUAAAACAUCGAGAGCUCCUCCUAUGCCGGAUAUAAACGAACCCGAUAAUACCGCUAAAGCUAUUGUAUCUUGGGGGUUGGAUUAUGUUGUUUUAACUUCUGUCGAUAGAGAUGAUUUACCGGAUGGGGGUUCGAAUCAUUUUGCAAAUACUGUCCAAAAAAUAAAAGAAAGGAAUAGUGAUAUUUUAGUGGAAUGUCUCGUGCCGGAUUUUAGAGGAGAUUUAGAACAAGUGAAAAUAAUCGCUGAAAGUGGUUUGGAUGUUUAUGCUCAUAAUGUGGAAACUGUUGAGGCAUUAACUCCUCAUGUGAGGGAUAGGAGAGCUAAAUAUAGGCAAUCUUUAUCGACUUUAAAAGCGGCUAAAGGCUUCAAUAGCAAUCUAAUAACGAAAUCGUCUAUAAUGUUGGGUUUGGGUGAAACCGACUACGAAGUAGAACAAACUUUGAAAGAUUUACGAGAAAAUGGAGUAGAUUGUGUGACUCUGGGUCAAUAUAUGCAACCUACUAAACGACAUUUGAAAGUUGUGGAAUACGUUACCCCUGCUAAAUUUGAACAAUGGGAAAAAGUUGGUAAGGAAAUGGGUUUUCUUUACGUGGCUAGCGGACCGUUGGUUAGGAGUUCAUAUAAAGCCGGGGAGUUUUUUAUAGCUGGAAUUUUGAAAAAUAGAAAAACUUCUACGAUACAUGAAUAAACAAUUCUAUUAUUUGUUAAUAAAAUGAUUAAUUUGU
Messenger RNA from Diorhabda carinulata, 1221 nucleotides. It is a transcript of the gene Las, whose product is annotated as lipoyl synthase, mitochondrial. The transcript is spliced from 6 exons. Gene Ontology annotation, cellular component: mitochondrion. Gene Ontology annotation, biological process: lipoate biosynthetic process. Lineage: Eukaryota; Metazoa; Arthropoda; Insecta; Coleoptera; Chrysomelidae. Bases 84 to 1184 code for a protein of 366 amino acids. The record is from RefSeq and is a predicted model, not a curated record. Gene Ontology annotation, molecular function: lipoate synthase activity; 4 iron, 4 sulfur cluster binding.